AUGAAACUCUCCCUCUUUAAUUCUCUUAAAAACCAAAUUACCGAACUAGAACUCCAACCGAACCAAACUAUCAAAAUUUAUCUGUGUGGUCCGACUGUCUACGACCAUAUUCAUAUUGGUAAUUUGCGUUCAGUGAUUAUUUUUGAUGUUCUGCAUCGUCUCCUGUUAUGCUUAAAGGUUAAAGUUAAUUACAUUCAAAAUAUUACUGACAUUGAUGAUAAAAUAAUUACCAAGGCUCAAAAAGAAAAAAAAAGCGAAAAAGAAAUUGUAACUAAUUAUAUUCCUCAACUUCAAACCUUUAUUAAAAAAUUGUUGGAAAAAGGUUUCGCUUACCAACUAGCCGGAGAAAUUUUUUUCGGAGUUAAAAAAAGCAAAGAGUAUGGUCGGCUUUCGGGACAAAAACUAGAAAAGUUAAAAAGCGGGCAAGAAUUAGCCUCCGAAAAUAAAAAAGACAAUAAGGAUUUUGAAUUUUUUGCUGGUCAAACCAUUGAUAUUCACGGAGGCGGUAAUGAUUUACUAUUUCCCCACCACGAAAACGAAAGAAUACAGUAUUUAGCCCACAAUAAUAAGGAAUUAACCGAAAAUUUUUCCCAAAAAUAUGACCCUAAUGUUUUACGUUAUUUAAUUUUAAAUAGUCAUUAUAACCAAGUAAUUAACCUAAGCGAAGAAUUAAUUCAACAAGCGGUUGAUUAUACUCAAAAAAUUAAAAAUCUGCUGAAAAAACUAAAUUUUUACUUAUAUACCGAGAAAAUAAAAAUUACUCCGCCAGAAACUCCCCCAAAAAAAGAAAUAAUUGAUAGUUUACUGAAUAAUCUUAAUAUAGGCGGAAUAAUCUUAAUUUUUUCUGGUUCACCUAAAUCCGACCAACCCCAACUGCUAGAAACGAUAAUUAUUGAACCCACCCAAAAACAUUCUGCUACUGUAAUUUUCCUCCAUGGAUUAGGGAAUGACGCCACCAGACAAAAAAACGAACUGGAACCAAUUGCCAAAAACUAUCCGCAAGUUAAAUUCAUUUUUCCCAAAGCCCCUACCAUUCCACAGGAUAAAGAAGGUUUGCGAAAAUCAGUUAAACAAAUUGAAAAAAUUAUUCGCCAGGAAAUCGAUUGCGGCAUCUCUCCCCAAAAAAUUAUGGUUAUGGGUCAUUCCCAAGGUGGUUCAGUAGCGUUAACAAUGGGCUUGCUUACUGAAUACAAAUUAGCCGGAAUUGUUUGUCUCAGUGGUUUUCUUCCUUGUCGGGAAGAAAUAUUUAACUGA
Messenger RNA from Funneliformis geosporum, 1254 nucleotides. NCBI's taxonomy places the organism in Eukaryota, Fungi, Glomeromycota, Glomeromycetes, Glomerales, Glomeraceae. The record is from the annotation of a GenBank genome assembly.